UGUGUGUGGUCCGUUGUACAAUCCGGGAGUCGGGAAUCCGGGGUUUCCCCCCAUCAGGUGACAUUGGUGUGUGUGUGGUCGGUUGUACAAUCCGGGAGUCGGGAAGGUUUCCCCCCAUCAGGUGACAUUGGUGUGUGUGGUCGGUUGUACAAUCCGGGAGUCGGGAAGGUUUCCCCCCAUCAGGUGACAUUGGUGUGUGUGUGGUCGGUUGUACAAUCCGGGAGUCGGGAAGGUUUCCCCCCAUCAGGUGACAUUGGUGUGUGUGGUCGGUUGUACAAUCCGGGAGUCGGGAAGGUUUCCCCCCAUCAGGUGACAUUGGUGUGUGUGGUC
This is a messenger RNA of Staurois parvus, 330 nucleotides long. Lineage: Eukaryota; Metazoa; Chordata; Amphibia; Anura; Ranidae. The record is from the annotation of a GenBank genome assembly.